CUGAAUGUAGUGAUACAGGUAGUCGGUAGUCGUGGUGAUGUUCAGCCCUUCAUAGCACUAGGCACAGCUCUCCGCCGUUACGGUCAUAGAGUUCGCCUCGCCACACAUGACAACUUUGCCAAGUUCGUAACCGACUCUGGCCUAGAGUUCUUCCCGAUCGGCGGGGACCCUGCAGACUUGAUGUCGUAUAUGGUUCGGAACCCUGGCCUGAUACCCUCGAUGGAGUCUUUGAAGGGCGGCGACGUGGGGAAGAAACGCCGGAUGAUACGCCAAAUGCUCCAUGGAUGUUGGCGAUCCUGCAUCGAUCCCGACCCCAUCAGCAGUCGACCGUUCGUUGCUGACGCCAUCAUCGCCAACCCUCCGAGCUUCGCCCAUGUUCAUUGCGCGCAAGCCCUCGGCAUUCCGGCGCACAUUAUGUUCACCAUG
Molecule: messenger RNA, 426 nt
Organism: Colletotrichum phormii
Lineage: Eukaryota; Fungi; Ascomycota; Sordariomycetes; Glomerellales; Glomerellaceae
Exons: 3
Biological process (GO): carbohydrate metabolic process
Molecular function (GO): hexosyltransferase activity
Source: RefSeq, a predicted model, not a curated record